AUGGCAGCAGAAAAACAAGUUGAGAACUACGUUCAGCCCGCCAUCCCGAGGUUCGACGGUCACUAUGAUCAUUGGGCGAUGUUGAUGGAAAAUUUUCUCAGAUCAAAGGAGUUCUUUGAUAUGGUGGAAACAGGUUAUGAAGAGCCAAAUGAAGGCGAGGUACUCUCAGCUGAUCGACAACAACUGUUGACAGCAUCGAAGUUGAAGGACCUGAAGGUCAAGAACUAUUUAUUUCAGUCUAUUGAUAGGACUAUCUUGGAAACAAUGCUUCAGAAGAAGACAUCCAAGGAAAUUUGGGACUCUAUGAGGAGGAAGUAUCAAGGCUCAACGAGAGUAAAACGUGCUCAACUACAGGCAGUUAGGAGAGACUUUGAAAUUCUCCAAAUGCAAAAGGGAGAAACAGUGAAUGAUUAUAUUGGCAAGGUUAUAAGUCUUGCAAGUAAAAUGAGGAUGCAUGGUGGUUCAAUCACAGAUGUUGCGGUCGUAGAAAAGAUUUUGCGAUCACUAACACCAAAGUUCGAUUACAUUGUAUGUUCUAUCGAAGAAGCAAACAAUGUCGAGGAAAUGCAAAUAGAUGAACUCCAAAGCUCCUUGUUAGUACAUGAGCAGAGACUCAAUCGUACAAGUGCAAUAGAGGAGAUGACAACCUUAAAGAUAUCCACACCAAGUGAAACUUCAAGCUCUAGAGGUAGAGGACAAAGAAGAGGCAGAGGUCGUGAGAGAGGCAGUCGAGAAAGAAGUGGAGAUGUUGGCAGAUCAGCAGACCUAGUCAGAAACGAUUAUGACAACAAAGGCAAGAGACACUUUGACAAGUCUAAGGUUGCAGAUCAAGGUGUAUGGGUCGUAGACUCUGGAUGCAGCAAUCAUAUGACAGGUUGUAAGGAAUUCUUCUCAACUUUAGAUGAAAAUUUUCAUAAUACGGUCUCUCUUGACAACAAUUCAUCUCUCCAAGUGAUGGGGAAAGGAACCGUAGAUAUCAAGACUCAACGACAGAAGCAGAAUUUGUGGCAGCAGCAGCAUGCUCGUGCCAAGCAAUUUGGUUAA
Cucurbita maxima (winter squash) is the source of this 1044-nucleotide messenger RNA. RefSeq lists its product as uncharacterized. The coding region runs from base 1 to 1044 and encodes 347 amino acids. The record is from RefSeq and is a predicted model, not a curated record. The transcript is spliced from 2 exons. Lineage: Eukaryota; Viridiplantae; Streptophyta; Magnoliopsida; Cucurbitales; Cucurbitaceae.